Molecule: messenger RNA, 1767 nt
Organism: Penicillium antarcticum
Lineage: Eukaryota; Fungi; Ascomycota; Eurotiomycetes; Eurotiales; Aspergillaceae
Product: FAD-dependent oxidoreductase
Exons: 2
Coding region: 1-1767 (588 amino acids)
Molecular function (GO): oxidoreductase activity; FAD binding
Source: RefSeq, a predicted model, not a curated record
AUGAAGCUCUUUCUAUUCUCUCUCUUCGCAACUAUUGCCAGUGCGGCACCUAGCACAGGUCAUUGCCGCUGCCGACCACACGAAAGCUGCUGGCCAUCUGAACAAGAAUGGUCUGGCUUGAAUGACACAAUCCAAGGGAAUCUCGUUGCUGUCAGGCCUGCCGCAUCCGUUUGCUAUGCGGCAGAGUUUGAUCAGGCAGCAUGUAAGGAUGCCAUAAACAAGUGGUCCGACUCUACCUGGCGAGCUGCUCAGCCCGGUGCUGGGCAAUGGGAGAAUUGGGAAGCCUGGGCAGAGCGACACCAAACAUGCUAUAUGGAGUCAGCUCAUGAUAAAACCUGUGGCCAAGGUCGUAUUUCGUUGUACUCUGCGAAGGUACAGACGGCUUCGCAGAUUCAGAAGGCUGUGCGGUUUGCAAGCGCACAUAAUCUUCGACUCGCCAUCAAGAAUUCUGGUCAUGACUUCCUCGGUCGUUCAGCAGCUCCAGGGUCAUUGCAGAUCUUGACCAAUGGAAUGAAGGACAUCAAGUUUGUUGAUAACUUUAUACCGGUUCAUGCGCCAAAGGGCAAGGGCGAGGGCAAAGCAGUCACUCUGUCUGCGGGCGUCAACCUGGCCGAGCUAUAUAAAGCAGUCGCGGAGCACAAUGUGACUGUCAUUGCAGGUGCUUCGCACACUGUUGGUGCGGCUGGGGGUUACAUUCAAGGAGGAGGACAUUCCCCGUUUGGUGCUUGGAAAGGACUGGCCUCUGACAAUGCCCUUGAAUUCGAAAUUGUGACAGCUGAUGGAAAACUUGUCACCGCAAAUGCUUACCAGAAUAGUGACUUGUUCUGGGCUUUGCGAGGUGGCGGCGGAGGGACAUUUGGAGUUGUGGCCAAGGUCACUGUUCGAACAUUUGCAGAAGUCCCGGUAGUAGUCGCCAAUCUUAAUAUCACAACAUCUGCUGGUGACCCUCAUUUCUGGAAUGCCUUCACUGAGUGGCACGCAGCACUUCCAGACCUGAAUGACGGCGGUGGCUCCGGAUAUUACUUUGGGAUCCCAGAUAUGUCUCUCAAUGCGACGAGCAGCGUUUCCAGCAUCAUAUCUCUGCUCAUGUUCCCCGAACACUCCGAGACAAGCGCAAUUGGAAAAUUGUACGCCCCAUUGGUUAAAAAGCUGAAAUCAAUCCCUGGUGUGGUAGUCCAAUAUGGCGCCUUUGGAUUGCCCACCAUGAACACAACGAUACAAACUAUGCUAUUGGAAGGUAAUACCGACACCACAGGCGGGAUGACAACACUGCUAUCGCGUCUGUACUCCAAGGACCUUCUGCUAUCCGAAGACGGACCGAGUCGAUUGUCCAAGGCGUGGAGUAGCCUUAGGUACAGCCCCGGAGAAACAUUCAUCGGUCAUGUGGUUGCAGGUGGUGCAGUCGCAGCCAAUGGCGACAAGGUUGACAGUGCCGUCAAUCCGGCUUGGAGGAAAGCCGUUAUUCACCUGCUGUGUUCAAGAAGUUGGAAUGCCACCACAACGCUUGCAAAGCAGCGUGCUAUUAUCAAGAAUGCCACAGAGGUGGAAAUCCCUCUUAUUCGUUCGGUCGAGGGCAACGAUAAUAUGGGUGCUUACCUCAACGAGGCGCAUCCUUAUGAGCCUGGUUUCCAAGGGUCAUUUUGGGGUGACAAUUACCCUCGUUUGUACAGCCUCAAGCAGAAGUGGGAUCCAAAGGGGCUUUUCAUUGCUCGUAAAGGAGUAGGUAGCGAGGACUGGGACGAUGCGGGGUUGUGUCUGAGCAAAUAA